AUGAGUUCAGUCAGAACUUAUACUGCCUACGCAUUUGAGACUUUAUACUCGAGGUUGCACAACACGGACCCAAUUCCGUUCUCCAAGUUGAAGCUUGCUCUGGAAAACGACUCAACUGUGGUGACCGAAAAGUGCCCCUUAUUUGUUACGUGGAACAUAAAGCAGGGAAAAGAUAAGGUUCUGCGUGGAUGCAUUGGAAACUUUAGCGAUCUAACGCUGCCAGCUGGCGUGCGCGAGUACGCCCUAAUUGCUGCUUUAGAGGAUCCAAGAUUUGAGCCCAUAACUCUUCGUGAAUUGCCAAAGCUCUCGUGCUCUGUGACGCUGCUCAAAAACUUCGAGACUGGAAAAGAUGCUCUUGACUGGGAAUUGGGCAAACACGGAAUCAGGAUCUUGAUCAAUGGCAAAAAGUCUGCUACAUUUUUGCCCGAGGUUGCUCCAGAGCAAGGAUGGACGAAAGAGGAGACGUUGCAGCACCUUGUUCAGAAAGCCGGCUACUAUCAGACCAGCUGGAAAGAGGCCGAUAUAGAGCUUACUCGGUACGAAGGGAUCAAGGAGUCUCUGGAUUAUGACACGUUUAUGAGUUUACGGGAGAAAUUGCAAUGA
Ogataea haglerorum is the source of this 603-nucleotide messenger RNA. RefSeq lists its product as uncharacterized. The record is from RefSeq and is a predicted model, not a curated record. The transcript has a single exon. The coding region runs from base 1 to 603 and encodes 200 amino acids. NCBI's taxonomy places the organism in Eukaryota, Fungi, Ascomycota, Pichiomycetes, Pichiales, Pichiaceae.